Molecule: messenger RNA, 2802 nt
Organism: Mycena indigotica
Lineage: Eukaryota; Fungi; Basidiomycota; Agaricomycetes; Agaricales; Mycenaceae
Product: CDC73-C domain-containing protein
Exons: 9
Coding region: 1-2802 (933 amino acids)
Biological process (GO): double-strand break repair via homologous recombination; mitotic G2 DNA damage checkpoint signaling
Cellular component (GO): Mre11 complex
Molecular function (GO): damaged DNA binding
Source: RefSeq, a predicted model, not a curated record
AUGUGGGUACUGACUGGAGAAUUUGACUCUGCGCCCGGACAGACCAGAUCCAAAGUGCUUCGAACUGGGCAUACCUACAGGUUAGGCCGCAAAGAUGCACCGCUGUCCAUUCCAUCCAAUAAGAUCUCGAAGACCCAUGGCGAAUUCAACGUUGCGAAAUUUACCAAAGACCAAGUAUCUGACGCGACAACGCGUCCUCGUCUUGAAUACGCCAACACCAACCCAAAAGCUAAACCAUGCCUUGUGACGCGUGCUGACGGAGAUACUGUUUCCAUCGACGGGCAUGCUACAGGAGAGCUUGAGGACGGCGACUCCAUCCAGAUUACUUCUGGCCAUGCUAUCAUGAUUCGGUGGGAGCCAGUCUGUUGCUUCCAACAACCUUCGCGAGCCAAUCAUGAUAUUCUUGAAGACUGUGCAUUCCUGGGUAUCCAUACAACAAACCUUCAAACCCCCCAAGUCACUCAUCAUCUUGCCCCAUCUUACUCCGCUACCCUCCCCAUUGCCACCUCUCUCGCCAGCGCUUGCAAUCUGGUCAAGCCUGAGUGGCUAAUGGAGCUUAUCCGCAUUAGCAAAGAGACGGCUCUCGGCAAUGCGCUUGACUACGCUGCAUUACCUCUUGCAAACAAAUUCCGCCCGGUAUUCGCCUCGACCUUGACCGUCGCACAACAAGCGCCAGGUCUUUGGGAGCCGAACGAGGAACGGCUCAAAAUGUUUGCUAAUCAUACCUUUCUCUGUGCAGGUGAGAAGAAGCGCGAAGUCGAAUCUUCUCUCCGUCAACUGCUCGAACGGGCUGGUGGUGAAGUCAGUGUUUUCGACAUCUCGGGCGGAACAGAAAAAUGGCGAAAGACGCUAAAUCGCAACAAGGCCAAGUCACACGGCACUUUGGUCCUGGCCACGAAUGCAAAAACCUCUGAGACCGCGGUGGGUAAGGAGGAGUGGAAGAAAUUUACGAAGAUUGCAAGAGAAUUUGGACUGCGGUUCGUUUCUAGCGAUGAUAUUGUUCAAGCAGUCAUCAGCGUCGAUACGGCCCCUCUGAUCGCACCACCAGGCGACGAGGAAGAAGAUGCUAGAGCAGAUCGCUCGUCAUCCCCCCUCCCUUCUGUCGUCCCCAACAGCUUCCCGGGUGAACACGUUGAAAAGUCGCCGGAGCCAGCGCCCAAACGAAAGCCACUCGUCCGUCGAGUCACGCGAGCAGCGUCGCAAGAUCCAGAAGUCGUGAACGAGGAUCCAGAGAUGCCAGCACGCAAGGCUCCACGACCCCGGCGUAGACAACUUAAACGUCGUGUCGGUGUCGCUGCGGACCCCAACGAUCCCGUUGCCCAGUUGCUCCAACAAGGCGCAGCUUCUUUCUUAGUUGGCGCUGCGAUCCCGGCAGCUGGCCCCACUACAAACCUCGGCGAUGAGCCCCCACUCAAAAAGUUCAAGGCUUUGUUUGAAGAGAGCGGUGGCUUCGGUGAUGGCACGCAAAGUAUCAUCCCCGACGACUCGGGUAGUCUGGAUUUCAUGUCAUCGCUCAACACGCAAACCGAAACUCAGACACAAACCCAAAGUGGUGCAGGGCCAUCCAAGCGGAAAACAGGUCGAAGCGGACUGAAUGCAGUUGCUGAAGAAGAGGAAGAAAGCCAGAGUCAGGCCCCCAUUGGCCGCAGUCUUGGGACCAAACGCAAAGAACGAAGCUUUGACGGCGAUGAUGCUGAAAUGGCGGAUGUUGAGGCGGCUUUGGCGGGUUCAAACGGCGAAGGCUCCGCACCACCGGCUAAAAAACGGGCGACCGCUGGAGUAGUGCCUCCUGUGGAGCGCACCGCACAAAGCAACGCAAAUCAACAGCCUGUUAUUGUUGAUAAACCUGGUCCAGCUAUGUUAGGCAAGAAUGCCUCUGUCGCCGCUACGGCUGGCGCUGCUCCUGGUAAACCUGAUAAAGAUGCGGCAUUUUUGAAAGCUGUCGCCUCAACAAAACGAGGCAAACGAGCUGAAGACGACUUCGAUCGCGAUUUCAAUAAUCUCAAGAUCUCCAAAGCGGAUUUACGAGUGGACGAAGAGGAAAAUAGACCAGCGUGGGAACUGUUGGAUGAUUUCGACGCUGCGAGUGUGGGGAAUUUUAUGGUCAUCGAGGAGUUGGAGGUUUUCAAGGACCGAAGCAAGGACAAUGGCGUGCAAGGUGGCAUCAUUGAUGAACGAUGGAACAACAAACCAAAUUUCAAGAAGUUCAGAAAGGUGUUUAGUCCCAACGUCAAAAUUUGCGUCAAGGAGUCUACUUACGAAUAUCAAGGGGGACAGGAAAACGCUAAUCUUUGGGAUGACAAUGAAAACAUCAAAGUUGAAGCCCAUGCAAAUUUCGAUGAUUUGGAUGACUUUGGGCCAACCCAGAUUCGCAAAACACAGCCAGUUGUGAAGAAGACCACCCAAAAGAAAGAGUCGCAGUCCCAGAAACGCAUGGUGCUUGAUUCUGACGAGUCUGACGGCGCACCCCCGCCAGCCUCUCGAUCGGCGACCCAAACACAGACAAAAAGCAAACCCCCUUCGACUGUUGUUGAGCCUCCUGCAAAACGGACCCGAACUACUCGUACAUCGUCAAAGGCACCAGAGGUGAAGCCAGUUGCCCGAUUGUUCUUAGAUGAUUCGGGGGAUGAGCAGAUCAAGACACUGGACGAAGACUUUGAGAUGCAGGAUCAGACACAGACUUUGCCCACUCAACCGGCAAGGCGUUCACAAAGAGCGAAGGCAACCGCCAAAAAACCUAUCACUAUAGACUCGGACGAUGACGAAGAUGACGAUGCAGUCUUUCGUGGCUUUAAAAGAUAA